AUCAAAUUUCCUUACUUUCACAUCACUUUCUUACAACAAAGAAAAAUAAAACAUCGAAAAAAUGGCUUUGUUGCUUUGCUUCAUCUUCUUUCUUAUUCUCUCUUCUGCAAAUGCUUGUGAUCGCUGCGUGCACCAAACAAAGGUUGCCUAUUUCUCCAAAGCUUCUGCACUUUCCUCUGGGGCAUGUGGGUAUGGCUCGCUGGCCUUGGGCAUCAGUGGUGGGCACCUUGCGGCUGCAGUGCCUUCAAUUUACAAAGAAGGUGCCGGUUGUGGUGCAUGCUUUCAGAUGAGAUGCAAUAACCCUACUCUAUGUACCAAAGAAGGGACUGUAGUAACAGUGACUGAUCUCAAUCCUAAUAACAGAACAGAUUUUGUUCUAAGCAGUAGAGCUUUCUCGGCCAUGGCUCGCAAGGGUAUGGGCUAUGAUAUUUUGAAGCUUGGGAUUGUGGACGUUAAAUACAAGAGAGUACCUUGCGAUUACAAGAACAAAAAUUUGGCCGUAAGAGUGGAAGAAUCAAGCCAAAAGCCAAACUACUUAGCAAUCAAGUUCCUGUAUCAAGGGGGUCAGACUGAAAUAGUAGCCGUUGAUAUCGCUCAGGUUGGUUCGGCUAAUUGGGGUUUCUUGAGUCGAAACCACGGGGCAGUGUGGGACACAAGUAGAGUACCGGCCGGGGCGUUGCAACUCCGGCUGGUGGUGACGUCGGGAUACGACGGAAAAUGGGUUUGGGCCAAAAGUGUGCUACCUUCUGACUGGAAGACUGGGGCUGUAUAUGACUCCGGAGUUCAAAUCGAUGAUAUUGCGCAAGAGGGUUGCUCUCCCUGUGAUGACGGCAGUUGGAAUUAAUUAUGGACAUCAUUUUUAUGACACUAUAUUAUAAAUUGAUUUGUAGCAUUAGGAACAAGUGCAAAUGUACUAUACAGACUAAUAGAUGUCACAUAUUUUUUUUUUCUUUUUUGGGUUCCCACUGCAAUCUUUGUUGCUCUCUUGUUAUUAUUACAUUGUGGUUUGUACACAAAAGAAAGUAAUUGGUAGUUUUUUUACUUUAUUUUUCAACACAAUUGUUAGCCUUCAUCUUAAUCGAAUAUAAUAAUAAUAAUUAAUCA
Messenger RNA from Humulus lupulus (European hop), 1104 nucleotides. Its product is annotated as expansin-like A1. Gene Ontology annotation, cellular component: plasmodesma; plant-type cell wall; extracellular region. The record is from RefSeq and is a predicted model, not a curated record. NCBI's taxonomy places the organism in Eukaryota, Viridiplantae, Streptophyta, Magnoliopsida, Rosales, Cannabaceae. Gene Ontology annotation, biological process: sexual reproduction. The coding region runs from base 62 to 844 and encodes 260 amino acids. The transcript has 5 exons.